CUUUCCGAGGACAUUUGUGUCAGAGCCGUGUUCCUUCCUUCCUCCCUCUCUCUCUCUCUCUGCUGCCUUCCUUCCUUUCUCUCUCUAAAGACGACUAGUAAUGAAGAUCAUGCACAGCACAAAAGGCAGGCAGGCCCCUCUCCUGAUCCUCUGUGUCAGAGCCCAAAUCUCCCUUUCUCUGUCCUCCCCACCCUAUCUUCCCCGACCUUAACUCCCCUCCCCCCUCUCUCUCUCCCGCUGCUGCUCUCGCUCUCACCUUCCUCUCUCCUGCCUCCCACGAUUCCCUCUCCAGCCUUUUAAGCGACGCGCCAGCUUCCACCGGAGUUCUCUCUCUCUCUCUCUUGAUCCUCCAGCCUUCUCCGCUCCCUCUCCUGCUGCUCCGCGCCGUUUCAUGGCACGGAAGAGAACGGCGCGCCCGCCACCGCCACCGCCGCCAAACCCUAACCCUAACCGCCGCGCCGUGGCCAGCACCGCCGCCGCCCCGGCCCCGGCCUCGGGCACGGCGUCACCGUCCAAGCGCAUGCUGGCGUUCCACUUCCUGCGCGCGCUGGCCCGGAUCCACAGCGCCACACCCGUGCCGCGCCGCACGCGCACCAUCCGCCGCGCGGCCUACUCGUCCAUGGCGCGCGCCGCCAACCCGCGCCGCGCGUGGACACAGGCGCUGCUCCGCCAGGUGCGCGUGCGCAGGGCCAUGAGGUCGAGGCGCGCGGUCCUGCUGCGGAGGCGCGUCUCCGCCGCGCCACCUGCGCCUCCUCUCGGCGCCGCCAGGAGCAUCGUCUCUGCCGCCGGAGAGACGGCAACGGAGGCGAUGACUCUAGCCAGGGGCGGGCCGCCUCCGCGGCAGGCGGGGGAGCCGGCGAGGGCCGACGCGCUCCGGCGGCUGGUCCCCGGCGGCAGCGAGAUGGAGUACUGCAGCCUCCUCGACGAGACCGCCGACUACCUGCGGUGCCUCCGCGCGCAGGUGCAGCUCAUGCAGAACCUCGUCGACCUCUUCUCCGGCCAAUGAUCGAACCAGUAAUUAAUUAAUACCGCAUGGUUAAUUAAUUCUUGUUCUUGCACCGCCGAUCAUAUGCUGCUGCCGCCGCUGUUUGUAUCUAGAUCAUCGCAUAUCUCUUGUUCAUGUCACAUGAGAUCGAUAUGCAUGAUUAAGAUAGGAGAUUGUUCAGAGGAGAGGGAUUAUUAUUGUUGGUACAUACUUUUAGUUGGUAAGGUUAUUAGUAGGUGUAUAGAUUGGGAACGCAUGGAGGAUUGGAGGGAGAUUGAGGUAAUUAAUUGUAACAUAUAUAUAGAGAGAGAGAAACUGAUGAAGCAUGGAGUCACAUACAUAUAAGCUAGUGCAAAAUAUACUUGUUGUUGGGGGUCAGAUGAUUGAUAUGCGUAUAUGUUUGUGAGUUGUGGAACCAUGUCAUCUAUUUUUUGUAGCUAGCUACACAUGUAGGUAGCUGUUUCAUACACACGCACUUUUCUGCCUGUCAAUUUUCACUUUUAUGUAGGUCUAUCUGAAUGAGGAGGAAGGUAAUUUGCUCGUAGCAUGUAUGGCAUGCAUGAACCUAGCUUUACCAUGGGUGCGUGGUUGCAUGAAUGCAUGAAGCAUGCAUAUUAUUACCGACUCUUUUUUUUUCUAGAGCUAGAUGGCUGAUUGAGUUGGCUAUAUUAGCUCUUGUUUUCUCGGUAGUGUAUAGCUGCUGCACAUGUGUAUGUAUUUCUCUCUCUCUCUCUCUCCCUGACUCCCCCCCCGGGCCCCCUCCUUCUCUCUCUCUCCCUCCCAUUACUGGGUCUGGAAGAGACAACUAGCUAGCUAGAUGAUGCUCUAGCUAGUUGUUGCCUUGUGUAAUUGGAGUGCUAGGAUGGUGCUUAUGUUCAAUUGGUUUGGUGGAGUGUUCCCUUUCUCCUCUCAAAUUUGGGAAAGUGGGAUCCACAGAGUCUAUGAGGGAUAGGGCUGCUGAACUUUGAGCUUGAGAAGACAUAUGACUUGUAGCCAAAGGAACCAAAAGACAUUCUCUCUACAGGCAGUUAGCAUCUUUCGAUUAAAGGGCCUAGCGCCCUUUUGUUUUUUCCUUGGGAAAUACAUAUUUUUUUUCCUCCUCACCUUCCAUCAACUACGCCAACUAAUUAUCCCCCGUUCCUUUUUAGGUGCCACCGGCUCUAAAGAGUACUAUAUUCUGUGUACUCGAUGCUAUCAAGUUUUUCUCUUUGGUUUUUUUCUCGUGUGUUAUUCUUGGUUGUUGUCUUUGACACAUGCGUUUGUUGCUUUCUUUUUGAGGUAAGAAUCUGAAAGGCUUAAUACUGGCUUCUUCUCUUCAUUUCAAGUGAUCAAAAGAGAAGUAAUCUGUCCAAAUUAUGCGCCAUUGGGUAGUUUGAGCACAUUCAUGCAAAUCUUACCAAAACUGUUCAUAAUUCAGGCUACCUAGGAGUAUUUAUUUAUGGUUUCCUUAUAGGUUUCCCCUUUUUUUAAUUUAUUUGCUUUCUGUUCUCUUUGCACAUAUGGUGUACCUAUUUAUUUUGUAUGAACACAUUAUCCGUACUGUUUAUCUGUUAUGAAAAAAUGAUAGAUUUAUUUGUUUUUA
Molecule: messenger RNA, 2567 nt
Organism: Panicum hallii
Lineage: Eukaryota; Viridiplantae; Streptophyta; Magnoliopsida; Poales; Poaceae
Product: transcription factor IBH1-like
Exons: 1
Coding region: 392-1006 (204 amino acids)
Biological process (GO): regulation of DNA-templated transcription
Molecular function (GO): protein dimerization activity
Source: RefSeq, a predicted model, not a curated record